AUGUCAAGACCAAUUAAAGUGUUUAUGAUCAAUGGAAGUCCAAGAGAAAAAGGAAACACUUUUACUAUGUUGAAUUGGGUAAAAGAAGGAUUAGAAAAAGAAGGCAUUGAAGUAGAAAUUUACCAACUUGGAAAGAAAGAGAUUAAACCUUGUGUUGCAUGUUGUGCUUGCCAAAAAACUGGAAAGUGCUGGCAAAAAGACCCAACAAUGGAUGAGUUGUUGGAAAAAAUAAUUGCAGCAGAUGGUGUUAUUAUUGGAAGUCCAACGUAUUAUGCAGAUGUUCCAGGAAUUAUCAAGACGUUCAUUGAUAGAACCCAACCAAUUUAUUACAACAAAGAAACUCUUAGAAGAAAAGUUGCAGCAGCAGUUGUUAUGGCAAGAAGAGGAGGAGCUAUUCAUGUUUAUGAUACUAUUAAUCAUUGGUUUGGAAUUAACCAAAUGAUUACUAUUGGAUCGAGUUAUUGGAAUGAUGGAUAUAAUCCAAAUGUUACAGACCAACACGAAGUUGAAAAGGACGAAGAGGCUAAAACCACCAUGAAGAACUUAGCAGAGAACAUGGCAGUCAUGUCUAGUACAGGAGUCAAAACUAUGAAAGAUUUCAUGUUGAAUAAAUCCAACAUUAGAAAUAUGUGUGUUAUUGCUCACGUCGAUCACGGUAAAUCAACAUUAACAGAUUCACUUGUUACACUUGCAGGUAUUAUUUCCAAUGAAAAAGCUGGAGUAGCUAGAUAUACUGAUACUAGACCUGAUGAACAAGAAAGAUGUAUUACUAUUAAAUCAACAUCAAUUUCUAUGUAUUAUGAAAUUGAAGACAAAGAAGAUAUCCCAGCUGAUGCUAAUGGAAAUGGAUUCCUUAUUAAUCUUAUUGAUUCACCAGGCCACGUUGAUUUCUCAUCAGAAGUCACAGCAGCACUUCGUGUUACUGAUGGAGCAUUAGUUGUCGUUGAUUGUGUUGAAGGAGUUUGUGUCCAAACAGAAACUGUCCUUAGACAAGCCUUAACAGAAGAAGUUAUUCUUGAAUUAAAAGAAGAACCAGAAGAAGCAUAUCAAUCAUUCUGUAGAUCAAUUGAAAAUGUUAAUGUUCUUAUUUCUACUUAUAAAGAUGAACUUCUUGGAGAUGUUCAAGUUUCACCAGGAGAAGGAACAGUUGCAUUUGGAUCAGGACUUCAUGGAUGGGCAUUUACACUUGAAAAGUUUGCUAAAAUGUGGUCAGCUAAAUUUGGAAUUGAUAGAAAGAGAAUGUUAGAAAAACUUUGGGGUGAUAAUUAUUGGGAUGCUAAAGCCAAGAAAUGGAAGAAGAACGGUAAAGGAGAUCAUGGAGAAAUUCUUCAAAGAGGAUUUGUCCAAUUCUGUUUUGAUCCAAUUACUAAAUUAUUCAAUGCUAUUAUGGAGGGAAGAAAAGCAGAUUAUGAAAAGAUGUUAACUAAUUUACAAAUCAAAUUAUCAGCUGAUGAUAAAGAAAAAGAAGGAAAAGAACUUCUUAAGACAGUUAUGAAAUUAUGGUUACCAGCUGGUGUUACAUUACUUGAAAUGAUUGUUCUCCAUCUUCCAUCACCAGUUGUUGCACAAAAAUACAGAACAUCAAAUCUUUACACUGGACCUAUGGAUGAUGAAGCAGCUAAAGCUAUGGCUAACUGUGAUGAGAAAGGACCAUUAAUGAUGUAUGUUUCAAAAAUGAUUCCAACCAAUGAUAAAGGAAGAUUCUAUGCCUUUGGAAGAGUUUUCUCAGGAACAAUUAGAACAGGAGGAAAAGCUAGAAUUUGUGGACCAAAUUAUGUUCCAGGUAAAAAGGAUGAUUGUGUUAUUAAGAACAUUCAAAGAACUAUGUUAAUGAUGGGUAGAUAUACUGAUCCAAUUGAUGAAUGUCCAUGUGGUAAUGUUAUUGGACUUGUUGGAGUAGAUCAAUAUUUAUUGAAAUCAGGAACUAUUACAGAUUCAGAUACUGCACAUAUUAUUAAAGAUAUGAAAUUCUCAGUCUCACCAGUCGUCAGAGUUGCUGUUGAAACCAAGAAUCCAUCUGAUCUUCCAAAACUUGUUGAAGGUAUGAAGAGAUUAUCAAGAUCAGAUCCACUUUUAGAAACUAUUACAGAACCAUCAAGAAUUCAAUGUCUUUCUAAAUCAGCUAAUAACCAAAAUAGAUUGUUCAUGAGAGCCUUCCCAUUUGCUGAAGGACUUGCUGAAGAUAUUGAAGCAGGAGAAAUUAAACCAGAUACAGACUUUAAAGAAAGAGCUAAAUUCCUUUCAGAGAAAUAUGGAUGGGAUGUUGAUGAAGCUAGAAAGAUAUGGUGUUUCGGACCAGAUAACUGUGGACCAAAUUUGUUUGUUGAUGUUACUAAAGGUAUUCAAUAUUUGAAUGAAGUUAAAGAUUCUAUUGUUAAUGGAUUUAACAAUGCUAUGCAUGAUGGAGUUGUUUGUAAUGAACAAAUUAGAGGAGUUAGAAUUAACUUAGAAGAUGUUAAAUUACAUGCAGAUGCUAUCCACAGAGGAGGAGCACAAAUGAUUCCAUGCGCUAGAAGAUGUUGUUUCGCAUGUGUUUUAACAGGAGCCCCAUCACUUCUUGAACCAAUGUAUCUUGCAGAAAUUCAAUGCCCAGAAUCUGCUAUUGGAGGAAUUUACACAGUCAUGUCAAGAAGAAGAGGAAAGAUUAUUUCAGAAGAACAAAGACCAGGUACUCCAUUAUUCAAUGUUAGAGCUUAUCUUCCAGUCUGUGAAUCAUUUGGAUUUACUGCUGAUUUGAGAUCACAUACUUCAGGACAAGCCUUCCCACAAUGUGUCUUUGAUCAUUGGCAAUUACUUAAUGGUGAUGUUACAGAUGCUACAUCAAAGGUUGGAUCAAUUGUUGCUGCUAUUAGAAAGAGAAAAGGACUUCCAGAAGGUGUUCCAGGUUUAGAUAAAUUCUAUGAUAAGCUUUAA
Molecule: messenger RNA, 2913 nt
Organism: Entamoeba dispar SAW760
Lineage: Eukaryota; Evosea; Mastigamoebida; Endamoebidae
Product: elongation factor, putative
Exons: 4
Coding region: 1-2913 (970 amino acids)
Biological process (GO): translational elongation
Cellular component (GO): ribonucleoprotein complex; cytosol
Molecular function (GO): oxidoreductase activity; ribosome binding; GTP binding
Source: RefSeq, a predicted model, not a curated record